AUGCUACUUCAAUCAAAGAAACAAAAGCUUAAUAAGGUCAAAAAGCAGCAACACGAGUCAACUCCAGGAGUGAGCAGGGAAAUUGCUUCUGAGGGCACCAAUUCGUCUUGUGGAGUGAUAAGGAAAUCUGAGAGCAUCCUGUCGCCGCAUUUGUCAAUCUUCCAGGCUCUUCACAAUCCGGAGUUGGAACUCGAUCUCUCGGCUCUGGAAAAUGGCCCUGUACAACGAAUUUCCACGCCACUUAAUUUAAACUCCGAAAUCCAUGCUUACAACAGUUCCUAUAGAAACGAAGAUUUUUCUAUAACGUCAUGGCAAUCGAUACCCUCCAGCUUUGGGCUUGCUGAUGCAAAUGCUUCACCCGCAAAUAGGGUAUUGUGCAGUACAGCCAAGCUCAACAGUCCAAACAUAGGUUCAAUUCUCUCUAGCUCCGAUAACGAAGAGCGCAAUCUAGAGGAUACAAGCGUGCAGAAUCCAACUCAUCAAGUACUGGUUUUCGACUCAGAGUCAUUUUCCGAGUCUUCGGACGAGGAGCAGGAUACAAUCGAGCUGUCCACGGCGGCGCCCUCCUUUGUCAUGCCGCGGGUCUCUGUUUCUGGCUUGAGUGGAAACGAGCUAGUUUUCCAUGGCAAAGUAAGGAUCCAGGUUGUCGGAUAUCAAAAAGAAGUGCUCUUGUCACGUCUAAGCAAGUACCGCAAAACGCUUAACCGAAUUGUCUUCACUGACUCAAAUCCAUCGAUAAUGAUUGUGGUCGUGAAGGACGAUAACUAUUUGCUUUCCGAUGUCGUGGACAAGCCGUUCGUACCGUUGCUAACGGGGAUCAAUGUUGACUUAGCAUUAUUCAAAAAGUCGUUUCCGAAGAACUUGAUGAUUUGCGAACCAAUCCAGUUACAGUCGAUUACGGAUGAUUUGAUGCCAUUUAUUGAAUUUUUGACGAAUUUGCAAGUGUCUGGAUGCGACUUUAGCAAAGUGCUCGAACUUUCUAUUGCGCACUAUUCCAUGACAAAUCAGCAUCUCUCCAUGGAUAAGGUCAAUUCAAUUCUGCUUGAUAACUCAGCAAAGCAGCUAGGAAGCAGAUCCAUACACAAAGAGGCGGGUGACCCAGAGAAAAAGAAGUCAUAUCCAAAGCUCCACCGACACGGACUAUUCUUGGGAUUGACUGUGGGAAUGGUGAGCCUUGCUGUAUUAAUGAUAUGGAAAGAACUGGCUUCCAAUGCAGAUACCAACAAACUGGAAAGCUCCACUCGAAUUCACCAUUUUGUUGUAAACUCCAAAGAUGUGAUGCACUCGGAAUGCAGCAGAGGCAAGCUCAAUCCACAUACUAUAACAUUUUCGGUGAGCUCGUUGUGCGAUUCCGUCAUAAAAGGCUCUAUAGAGAGCUGGGAAUUUAUCAAGACCGAUUUGGAUGCUUUAGGGAAGCUGUUAAUAAAUUCGAGCUAUUUUCUUAUUGAAAGAACAAAGCUCACCUUGCUGCGGAUUAUCGAGAUGACCGAGCAAGUGCUAUCAUAUUGA
Messenger RNA from Ogataea parapolymorpha DL-1, 1509 nucleotides. RefSeq lists its product as uncharacterized. The coding region runs from base 1 to 1509 and encodes 502 amino acids. NCBI's taxonomy places the organism in Eukaryota, Fungi, Ascomycota, Pichiomycetes, Pichiales, Pichiaceae. The record is from RefSeq and is a predicted model, not a curated record. The transcript has a single exon.